UUCAUUAAAAGAGUUAAUAGAGAGAAAGAGACACAUAUUCUUUACAUUAUUCCAAAACUUCCAAAAGUUUUUAUUUCGAUUCAAAAAAUGGCCAUGCAUCGUGAAUCUUGGGCUUUUGUCUUUGGCCUUCUAGGCAACAUCAUUUCCUUUGCAGUGUUCCUUUCACCAUUACCAACUUUUUACACAAUCUUCAAGAAGAAAUCUGCUGAAGGAUUUCAAUCACUUCCUUAUAUUGUUGCACUUUUCAGUGCAAUGCUUUGGAUUUACUAUGCAUUUGUCAAAAGAGAAUCUGUUCUUCUUCUAAUCACCAUCAACACUUUUGGAAUUGUUAUUGAAUCAUUUUACCUUAUAAUCUUCCUUAUAUAUGCCCCAAAGAAAUCUAGGCUUUCUACCAUAAAACUACUUCUCUUGCUGAAUGUGUUUGGAUUUGGAGCCAUGCUUCUAUCAACUCUUUAUUUCUCAAAGGGUGCAAAACGUCUUGCGAUCAUUGGAUGGAUUUCUCUUGUUUUUAACAUAAGUGUUUUCGCCGCACCUCUCUUAGUCAUUAGCAAAGUCAUAAGGACGAGGAGCGUCGAAUAUAUGCCAUUUUUCUUGUCUUUAACUUUAACCAUCAAUGCUGUUAUGUGGUUCUUUUAUGGCCUUCUCCUCAAGGAUUACUAUGUUGCUCUACCAAAUACACUUGGAUUUUUGUUUGGCAUAAUUCAGAUGGUGAUAUAUUUGAUAUAUAGAAAUGCAACGCCAGUGAAGGCUCAAGAAUUGAGUGGUGGCCAUGUCAUUGAUGUUAUGAAGAUUGGAUCUGAACAAAAUUGUGCAUGUGGAGGUGCAGUUAGCAAAGUCUGAUUUUAACUAAAUGUGAAAGAAGAAAAAACAAGAGAUCAGAUCCAUGACCAAAAAAUAAAAAAAAAUUGAAGAAAAAACUCAACCUAAAGUUUUAGUUUCAUAUAAUAUUGUAAAAUGCAAGA
Vicia villosa (hairy vetch) is the source of this 962-nucleotide messenger RNA. Its product is annotated as bidirectional sugar transporter SWEET13-like. Gene Ontology annotation, biological process: carbohydrate transport. Gene Ontology annotation, cellular component: membrane. Bases 88 to 840 code for a protein of 250 amino acids. The transcript is spliced from 6 exons. Lineage: Eukaryota; Viridiplantae; Streptophyta; Magnoliopsida; Fabales; Fabaceae. The record is from RefSeq and is a predicted model, not a curated record. Gene Ontology annotation, molecular function: sugar transmembrane transporter activity.